This is a messenger RNA of Oppiella nova, 1506 nucleotides long. NCBI's taxonomy places the organism in Eukaryota, Metazoa, Arthropoda, Arachnida, Sarcoptiformes, Oppiidae. The record is from the annotation of a GenBank genome assembly.
UACUUAACACAGAAUUAUAGAUAUUGGUCUAAAAGAGGAAUUAAAGGUCCAAGACCAUUGCCUAUAUUCGGAAAUAUAUUAGACAUUUUUAUUAUCCCUCAACCAAUUCAAGAAUUAAAUUGGGCCAAAAAAUUUGGGAAGUUAUAUGGCUAUUAUUUCAAAGCCCAACCAAUACUAACCAUCUCUGAUCCCGAUUUGAUUAAAACAAUUUUGGUGAAGGAUUUCCAUUUGUUUGCCGACCGUUCAAAUAUAGUCGCUUCUAAUGAUAGCAUUAUUAGCAAGAAUUUGGUUCAAUUGACUGGCGAUGACUGGAAGAGAGUCCGAUCCAUAGUUAGUCCGACAUUCACUUCCGGGAAGAUGAAGAAAAUGUAUCCAAGAAUUAGGGAGUGUUUGACAGACUUUAUGAACCAUUUGGAGGGCUUUGCUGUGAAUAGAGGCGAGAUUAAUGUAAAGGAUAUGUACGGUAAUUACACUAUGGAUGUGAUCGCUACCUGUGCUUUUGCUACUAAAACUGGUGCACAUAAUACACUGGACAGUCCUUUCGUAGUGAUGGCCCGAUCAGCAUUCAAUGUUCACCCUCUCCUACAGAUCGUAACCAUGAUUUGUCCGAAAUUAUUGUUAAAACUCAAUAACAUAAUAACUCCUAAACAACAAAAUAAAGGAAAUUUCUUUAUUGAUAACACGAGAAGAAUAAUUCAAGAAAGACGUAAAAAUAAUCAAAAAUACAACGAUUUUCUGCAACUGCUUAUGGAUGUGGAGAGAGGUAGGGAUAACAGUAGAGAUGAGAAUGAUAUCAAUGAAUCACAUCAUGUGAAUGAAGGAGAGGAAGAGUUGGCGGCCGAGAGGAAGGCAUUGAAUAUAAGUUUGGAUAACAAGAGGUUAACAGAGGAUGAAAUCCUGGCGCAGGCGUUGGUCUUCUUUUUGGCCGGAUUUGAGACGACGGCCACUACUCUGACGUUCUGUACGUAUGAAUUGGCUCUCAAUCCACACAUUCAGGAGACACUCUUAGAAGAAAUCAAUUCUUCGGUCGAUUCCUAUGGAGAGAUCAGUUACGAAGAGUUGGCUCGACUGCCAUAUUUAGAUGCCGUCCUCUCAGAGACACUCCGUCUUCAUCCGCCGGCCCUAAGACUGCAUCGAAUGGCUUCAACUGACUAUAAAUUAGGGACAACAGGUCUGACACUAUCUAAGGGACAAACCGUACAAAUUCCAGUCUAUGGGGUUCAUACAACAGAAGAAUAUCAUCCAAACCCAUUCAAAUUUAACCCUGAUAGGUUUAUGCCUGAGAAUAGACAUAACAUCAUUCCCUACACAUACCUACCUUUUGGUGCCGGUCCUCGCAAUUGCAUUGGUAUGAGGUUUGCAUUACUCGAAGCAAAGUUAGGUUUGGCUCAUAUUAUCAGGAAAUACAGAUUCUUCAGAACUCCUAAUACAGACGUUCCCCUCCAAUACAAACGAGCAUAUCGUGUGAAUACUCCGAAAAGUGUUUUAGUGGGCAUUGAAAAGAGA